Molecule: messenger RNA, 1872 nt
Organism: Dalotia coriaria
Lineage: Eukaryota; Metazoa; Arthropoda; Insecta; Coleoptera; Staphylinidae
Exons: 1
Coding region: 381-1718 (445 amino acids)
Source: RefSeq, a predicted model, not a curated record
CAUAGCUGCGCACACCGAUAAUUGCUCACAAGGUAUUUUGCUCACAGGCAAUACUCCCAACAGCGAUUUUUGCUCACCGAUACAAUUGCUCACGGAACUUUUGCUCACAUUGCCGAUUGCGCACAUUCAGACGCUAUUUUACGCUAACUUAAGUUAGUUACUAUUUGGAGUUGUUUCACUUCGUUUUGGCAUUUGUGAAAUUUCGUGUUUGAUCUUCUACCUACAUAUUGUGAUAUUCGUAUUUUUUAACACUCAGUUUUAAAGUUUCCUAAUCUUUGGUAAGUUACUAUUUUAUUACAUAUUAUUGUAGACCAGGAAUUUCCUUAAUUCGCUUGUAAAUUUUCUUUUUAGUGUAAUUAAGUUUCAUUUUUUGAUUAAAAAUGGAAUUUACCAAGAGUGAAAGGGGCAAGCCCAUUCUUAUUUACGCUGGAUUUGAAUAUCUUCAAUUCAGAGUGAAAGAAAACAUCAUUGUUUGGAGAUGCAGGCAAAGUCGAUCAGCGAAAUGUCAUGCACAAAUGAAGACAUCAAAUAAUGAAAUUAUUGAAGAACCCACUACACAUUGCCAUGAUUCCUGUCCGCAAAAAAUUGAAGCACAGAAAGCCCUAAUUAGGAUGAAAGAAGUGAUGACUGAUAUUGGUGCAACGCCAAGAGAUGCCAUUGGGGCGUUGAUGGCGACCGUGCAUAAUGAUGUUUUAACUCAUCUUCCCAAGCAAUCGUCCCUGCAAAGGAAUUUGUGUAGGCAUAGGCAAGCAGGACAAUUGCCAAACCCAACAACGUCUGCUUUCGACAUGCCGGCUAAAUAUGCCCCACUAAUUCUUCACGACACCGGCCGGGACGAUCCAGAAAGGAUUUUAGUUUUGGGAGAUAGCGCAUUGUUAAUGCAAUUAAAUCAGGAGGAAAUAUAUGGCGAUGGUACUUUUGAUAAAGAUCCAAAAAUAUUUUAUCAAUUGUUUACUUGGCAUGCCAAAGUAGGCAAUUCAUAUCCGCCAUGCAUAUAUUUCCUACUGCAGAAGAAGAAUGCAAACACAUAUAGGAAGAUGUUUGACAUUUUACAAGAAUUGCUUCCAGACCUCGCCCCUGUCAAAAUUUUUAUAGAUUUUGAACAAGCAUUAAUGAAUUGCGCUGGAGAUGCAUUUCCCAAUGCAGAAAUCAAAGGGUCUUACUUUCAUCUGACCCAGAGCUUAGUCCGACAAAUAGGCAAUGUUGGCCUAAAACAGCAGUAUGACACUGAUAUUCACAUCCGAAAUCAACUUAAAUCUCUUGCUGCUUUGGCGUUUGUGCCCAUAAAGGAUGUCCAGGACGUUUAUAAUCAGCUGGCUGUGACAAUGCCUGAUGAUGAAUCUUAUCGGGAAGUUCUUGGGUAUUUCCGCGCAACCUACGUUGGUGCCCCUCAUAAGAAUCCGCAGUUUCCAGUGAGAAUAUGGAAUCAUUACCAAGCAGCACUAGAAAGAUCUCCCAUAACUACCGGUGAAGGAUUUCAUAAUGCCCUGAAUUCCCUUUUUCAUUGUAGCCAUCCGAGUGUUUGGCGAUUGUUUGACGGCUUGCUAAGGGAUAUUGGGUGCAAUAAAUUAACAUUGGUUAACGCGCUGACAGGCCAAAUAGAAGUGAAGAAAAAAAAAUCCGAAAAUCUGUACAUUGCAGUUUCCACUGCUGCACAAAAUUAUAAUAAUGCCGACGACAAAGUGCAAUAUUUAAGGAGUUUGGCAAAUUUACAAUAAAUAUAAUUAUUAUUUGUUUUAUUUUUUAUUGGCUGACAGAUAAAUUCAGUUUUUGUUUUUUCAUAUAUAAUUAUUGUUUUACUGUUAUUUGUUUCACGUCCUAUUUCCUCAACCGCCUAAUUUUGUACAAAUAAAUAAAAACCUACUUAUCUAA